AUGAAAGCAGAGCAUGACUGCAAUGGAAGCAGCAUCCGGACCACUGAACAGGAGGCAGAGGAGAGGGGAAGAAUUAAAAUUCUGACGCCAGAGUUCAGUAACGAGAGCGGGAAAGUGGCACCAUGCGAACCCACUGCUGGGGAAAAUAAUUCUGAGAAGAGGGAGAGAUGGGAGUACAAAGUUGUUGGGCAAUGCCUUCCUACUCCUAAAUGUCCAACACCACCCCUCUAUCGGAUGCCUGUCUUUGCUCCUAAUCAUGUUGUUGCCAAGUCCCGUUUCUGGUACUUUGUGUCUCAGCUGAAGAAGGUGAAGAAGUCUUCUGGAGAAAUUGUGUACUGUAGACAGGUAUUUGAAAAGUCCCCUUUCUGGGUGAAAAACUUUGGUAUCUGGCUACGCUAUGAUUCUCGUAGUGGACCCCCCAACAUGUACAGGGAAUCCAGGGACUUGACAACUGCUGGUGCUGUUACACAGUGCUGCCGUGAUAUGGGUGCCUGCCAUCGUGCCCAUGCUCACUCUAUUCAGAUCAUGAAGGUUGAGGAGAUUGCUGCUAGCAAGUGCCGUAGACCUGCAGUCAAGCAAUUCCAUGAUUCGACAAUCAAGUUCUCUCUGCCACACAGAGUUCUGCGUCGUCAGCACAAACCACAUUUCACCACCAAGCGAUCAAAUACAUUCUUCUAAAUGCAAGAACCUUCUGUUUACUCUGUGUUACAAUAAAAUUCUUAUUGGAAAAAAA
Molecule: messenger RNA, 733 nt
Organism: Chelonia mydas (Green sea turtle)
Lineage: Eukaryota; Metazoa; Chordata; Testudines; Cheloniidae
Product: 60S ribosomal protein L18a
Exons: 3
Coding region: 1-678 (225 amino acids)
Biological process (GO): translation
Cellular component (GO): cytosolic large ribosomal subunit; ribosome
Molecular function (GO): structural constituent of ribosome
Source: RefSeq, a predicted model, not a curated record